Fusarium fujikuroi IMI 58289 is the source of this 1338-nucleotide messenger RNA. Its product is annotated as related to Ca2+/calmodulin-dependent protein kinase Ibeta2. Gene Ontology annotation, molecular function: protein kinase activity; ATP binding. Gene Ontology annotation, biological process: protein phosphorylation. The record is from RefSeq and is a predicted model, not a curated record. Lineage: Eukaryota; Fungi; Ascomycota; Sordariomycetes; Hypocreales; Nectriaceae. The transcript has 4 exons. Bases 1 to 1338 code for a protein of 445 amino acids.
AUGGAUAGUUCUCUUUCGGACCUAGUUCAUGACUACCAACUAACCACGCGUUACGAGGGUGCCUACACUAUUCACUACCAUCGCGAUCCUGAUGCACCCCCUUCAGCCCCUCAUCGUCAAGAACGGUGGAAAAAAGUUCGUACUCUUGGUCAUGGUGGCCAAGGGGAUGUUAUCUUACAAACAUGCACCGAUGGAGGUCGAAGCUUUGCCAAUCGCGCCGUAAAACGAAUUUGGCUGGAGAGUGAGAAUUCCAAACGAUACUAUAGACGCGAGCUCGAAUCCAUAGUCAAGUUCUCCCAUGAAAAGUACGCUCAGUAUUUUGUCAAGUCCCUCGGAUGGUAUGCGACAUCGAACAAGCUGUACAUAGCUAUGGAAUACUUUCCAGAUGGAGACUUGUAUGCCUACAUUCGCGACCACAGACGUCUGACAGACGAUGAAUGUAGCCACAUCACUAGUCAACUCCUGUCGGGUGUCGCUGUUAUGCACGAAGCAGGAUUUGCCCAUCGUGACGUGAAGCCUCAGAACAUUCUAGUCUCUAAAAUCCCACAGGACCUCGCCCCAAAUUCGUGGUGGGUGAAGCUUGCUGACUUCGGUAUCAGUAAGAAACUGGGGGCGGAGACGACCGGAACAACCCUGGCUCCAGGGACUCCAUUAUAUAUGGCACCCGAGCUCCUUCAAUACAACUCUCAGAGCAUCCUUGCCGAGAAUUACUUCAAGGCAGACAUAUGGGCUAUAGGGAUAACUGCUUUCUUCAUUUUGACAAAAAGCGUACCAUUCCGAAGUCAGCUUGCAAUAUUGCACUAUACAGGGAACUUGGAAGACCUUGCAACUAUUCUUGUCAGUUUCCAAGUCACUGAGAAUGCUCAGAACUUUGUCGCUGAGAUAUUAAAACGUCAACCGUGGGAUAGACCUGACGCAGAAAGGGUAAAGCAACAUACAUGGAUUCGCCAUUGGCUGCCAGAAAUUCCAACGCCGGCGGCAUUAAGCAGGCAGCCUUCAAUUUCGUCCUGUCGAAGUUCUGUUCAAGAUAGCACGGGGGUAACAACAGAGAUCUCGACGCUAGCCUCGCAAACCGUUUCGCAAAGAUGGACUGGCAAUUUCCAUGAUCUUGACAUUUUGCCGAAGACCCGAGAUCAGGUACAGAAUAUGUACAACAUUACUUCCAGGGUAGGAGAAAUGGAAAUUCCGAUUGCAGAGACACAAUGGAUUACCGAAAAGCAAAAUCAUAGGCCUGCCAGCAUGGGUAAUCUGAUACGAAAUCCACAAAACCCUGGAAUAUGGCGAGACGUUAAUAUCUUACAAAAGCUCCGUGGUUGGGGUGGCCAAAAAGCUACUUGA